AUCCGGGGAAAUAAGCGCUUGUGUCUCACCAAAGAACUCGACUUCAUCUACUCACUUUUUACUGGCAUAGAAGUCUCAGAUAACAAGGAUUCGUGCCAGAGUGAUUGCAUCGGUGGAGCUGUAACCGACGACUAUUUACGAAAUAUGGGAAAUUGCGCUCAUGUGCAUGGAGAUCUCUCCAUCUCUAAUUGGAAAGGGAAACCACAGACAGUUCACGUGCUACGAGGCAUCAAAACCAUCAAAGGGCAACUCAUUAUCAAUAAUAAUCAAGGACUUGGAAAAUUUGAUUAUUUCUCGAGCCUCGAAAAAAUAGAACCACUCAACGGAAAUCAAACAUUUUUGGUCGUCGUCGAGAAUAACCCCGAUCUGACAGCGUUACCAAUGCCCAAGCUCAAGGGCAUCGAAAUAAAAGAAGAUGAUCCACAAGUUAAAUUGGUCAACAAUCCUCUACUGUUCAACAAGUCCCGCACGUUGAUGACAGCAGGACCAGUGACAACAAAAAACCUUGCACGACUAAGAACGUUUGAUUUCGCGUCUCUACCAUCUGACAUUCCCACGAGAAGCCGUGGUGCAGCCGAUAGC
Ostertagia ostertagi is the source of this 582-nucleotide messenger RNA. Lineage: Eukaryota; Metazoa; Nematoda; Chromadorea; Rhabditida; Trichostrongylidae. The record is from the annotation of a GenBank genome assembly.